CACUCUCGUCUCUUUUUUCCCGUGUCAGUUUGUUAUAUAAUCUCUUGCACUUGCUAGCUUUCUGAAUACACCUACCUUAUUUAGUACACAACGACAUCAAAACCUUAAUAACUAAAUUCAAACUUCGAGUUACAAUGGUGGUGGCUGGUGCGUCUUCGUUGAAUGAGAUCAGACAGGCUCAGAGAGCAGAUGGACCCGCAGGCAUCUUGGCGAUAGGCACUGCUAACCCUGAGAACCAUGUGCUUCAGGCGGAGUAUCCAGACUACUACUUCCGCAUCACCAACAGUGAACACAUGACCGACCUCAAGGAGAAGUUCAAGCGCAUGUGCGACAAGUCAACAAUAAGGAAACGCCAUAUGUAUCUGACGGAGGAGUUCCUCAAGGAAAACCCUCACAUGUGCGCUUACAUGGCUCCUUCCCUUGACACCCGACAGGACAUCGUGGUGGUUGAAGUCCCUAAGCUAGGCAAAGAAGCUGCAGUGAAGGCCAUCAAAGAAUGGGGUCAGCCUAAGUCCAAGAUCACUCACGUCGUCUUCUGCACUACCUCCGGUGUUGACAUGCCUGGUGCUGACUACCAGCUCACCAAGCUCCUUGGUCUUCGUCCUUCCGUCAAGCGUCUUAUGAUGUACCAGCAAGGUUGCUUCGCCGGCGGUACUGUUCUCCGUAUCGCUAAGGAUCUCGCCGAGAACAACCGCGGUGCUCGUGUGCUUGUUGUCUGCUCUGAGAUCACUGCGGUCACUUUCCGUGGCCCCUCUGACACCCACCUCGACUCUCUCGUCGGUCAGGCUCUAUUCAGUGACGGCGCCGCCGCACUCAUUGUGGGUUCAGACCCCGACACCUCCGCUGGAGAGAAACCCAUCUUCGAGAUGGUGUCUGCUGCACAGACCAUCCUCCCAGACUCUGACGGAGCCAUUGAUGGACACUUGAGGGAAGUGGGUCUCACCUUCCAUCUCCUCAAGGACGUUCCCGGCCUCAUCUCAAAGAACAUAGUGAAGAGUCUAGACGAAGCAUUUAAACCGCUGGGGAUAAGUGACUGGAACUCUCUCUUCUGGAUAGCUCACCCUGGGGGUCCAGCGAUCUUGGACCAGGUGGAGCUAAAGCUUGGUCUCAAGGAAGAGAAGAUGAGGGCCACGCGCCACGUUUUGAGCGAAUUCGGAAAUAUGUCAAGUGCAUGCGUUCUCUUUAUUCUAGAUGAGAUGAGGAGGAAGUCAGCUAAGGAUGGUGUGGCCACAACAGGAGAAGGGUUGGAGUGGGGUGUCCUGUUUGGUUUCGGACCAGGUCUCACUGUUGAGACAGUCGUCUUGCACAGCGUUCCUCUCUAAAGAGAACGCUUUCCUCCUAUCUACCUACCUGCUACCUCUACAUAAUUAAACUUUAAUCCUGUCUUUUGUUAUAUUAUAUAUGUUAAUGCAAUAAUUAAGGAAGAAUUUAUUUGAUGUGAUAUGUGAAAUGUGAUAUGUGUGCUAGACAAGUCUAUUCGAAUUCGACUAUUUUUGUAUCUUC
Messenger RNA from Camelina sativa (false flax), 1503 nucleotides. Its product is annotated as chalcone synthase. Gene Ontology annotation, molecular function: acyltransferase activity, transferring groups other than amino-acyl groups. The record is from RefSeq and is a predicted model, not a curated record. NCBI's taxonomy places the organism in Eukaryota, Viridiplantae, Streptophyta, Magnoliopsida, Brassicales, Brassicaceae. Gene Ontology annotation, biological process: polyketide biosynthetic process.